Molecule: messenger RNA, 939 nt
Organism: Mandrillus leucophaeus (drill)
Lineage: Eukaryota; Metazoa; Chordata; Mammalia; Primates; Cercopithecidae
Gene: ACOT4
Product: acyl-CoA thioesterase 4
Exons: 3
Coding region: 160-828 (222 amino acids)
Biological process (GO): acyl-CoA metabolic process; fatty acid metabolic process
Cellular component (GO): peroxisome
Molecular function (GO): fatty acyl-CoA hydrolase activity
Source: RefSeq, a predicted model, not a curated record
ACGCUCUUCCUGCCGCCAGGACCUGGACCCUUCCCAGGGAUCAUUGACAUCUUUGGUAUUGGAGGGGGCCUGUUGGAAUAUCGAGCCAGCCUCCUUGCUGGCCAUGGCUUUGCUACGUUGGCUCUAGCUUAUUAUAACUUUGAAGAUCUCCCCAAGAACAUGGACAACAUAUCCCUGGAGUACUUCGAAGAAGCCCUGUGCUACAUGCUUCAACAUCCCCAGGUAAAAGGCCCAGGCAUUGGGCUUUUGGGCAUUUCUUUAGGAGCUGAUAUUUGUCUCUCAAUGGCCUCAUUCUUGAAGAAUGUCUCAGCCACGGUUUCCAUCAAUGGAUCUGGGAUCAGUGGGAACAAAGCCAUCAACUAUAAGCACAGUAGCAUUCCACCAUUGGGCUAUGACCUGAGGAGAAUCAAGGUAGCUUUCUCGGGCCUCAUGGACAUCGUGGAUAUAAGGAAUGAUCUCGUAGGAGGGUAUGAGAACUCCAGCAUGAUUCCAGUAGAGAAGGCCCAGGGGCCCAUCCUGCUCAUCGUCGGUCAGGAUGACCAUAACUGGAGGAGUGAGUUGUAUGCCCAAAAAGUCUCUGAACGGUUACAGGCCCAUGGAAAGGAAAAACCCCAGAUCAUCUGUUACCCUGGGACUGGGCAUUACAUCGAGCCUCCUUACUUCCCCCUGUGCCCAGCUUCCCUUCACGAAUUAGUAAACAAACAUGUGAUGUGGGGUGGGGAGCCCAGGGCUCAUUCUAAGGCCCAGGUAGAUGCCUGGAAGCAGAUUCUAGCCUUCUUCUGCAAACACCUGGGAGGUACCCAGAAAACAGCUUUCCCUAAAUUGUAAUGCAUUUGUCUAUUGUUGACAUGAGAGAUUCAAGAUCAGGUUCUAGUGUUCAGUAACCCUAUGUGAAUCAGCUGUCUCCUGGAUAACAUUAAAGCCAUGUCCUUGUCAUUA